Molecule: messenger RNA, 1389 nt
Organism: Aspergillus caelatus
Lineage: Eukaryota; Fungi; Ascomycota; Eurotiomycetes; Eurotiales; Aspergillaceae
Exons: 2
Coding region: 1-1389 (462 amino acids)
Source: RefSeq, a predicted model, not a curated record
AUGCUAGCCUGCAGAAGACUCGUCUGGCGACAUAUUAUCCCCACCUCUGGCACUGGUUACAUGAGACUCGCCAAUUCAUUCCAACUUCAGGCUAGACAUGGUAUCUGUCAACUGCAAAACAAUGACAACUUCCACAAAGUGCGGCUUCGAUCCCCAGCCGAGAUAAAGAGGGGAUUGCAGAUUUUGUUCUCCAUUCUUAGAGAGCCGUCCCUCGCGGGACAACUACGGGAGCUGAAGCUUGAUCGUACACCGUGCUUAUCGUAUCGGGGUGAUCCUUAUGAGAUUCGACCAGCACAGGUCUUGCUGCCACCAGAAGAUCUUCAGAGGCUCCAGCUCGCAUCUUCUUCCCAUUUAGGUUUGCAACGACCCUCCAAGACAUAUAUAUUUGAAAACUUUCUCCGGCGAGCCAUCGCUGAGAAGCGCGAUGUGGCUGGUCUGCAAAAUCUCCGCUCAGUGAGACUUCUCUCUGAUAUAGAUAAUGGUGCGGACGAUGAUACACUCUAUUGGGAUUUCGAGGUUCACGACUGCCUUAACCUCAUCCGGGAACUCUCCGCCAUUAAAUCCGUUCAUUUCGAAGCCAUCCAGCCAGAACGCAAUGUAGAAAUGUGGCCUCCACCACGUUCUGCCAACUACACGGACAUCAUGCUCUACCACUGUAUUAUGCAUUCGCCCGAGGAAUUGGAUAUCAUUAUACAGUCAGCCAAGCAGCUAAGGAAGUUCGCAUUUACGGUCGGUGGACGCUGGGAGCGGGGCGGAGAUCUAUCACCGGUCAGUUCAAUAGAUCUCUUGGAGUCGUUACUCACCCACCGGCACAUGUUGGAAGAGCGUGAUCUUGACAUCCAGACGCAUGUGACUUUUCGUGAAAUGUUCGAUGAGGAUUUUGGCCCGCCUUGGAGCGGCCCAUAUGAGGUAGACGAAGAGCUCCAGGAGCGGAUGGCUCAAAAGGAAAAAGUCCUUGGUGUAGAAUCAGUGGCUCCGGAGUGUGCGCUGAGGAGCUUUGCCAAUCUCAAACAUCUUAGUAUCGGCACUCAUGUUCUCUACUGCUACACUCGUGGCUUUGGUUCCGGUCGCCUGAAGGAACCCUUCUCACUCAUUGACAACCUUCCCCCACGUCUGGAAUCGCUGCGCAUCUACGGCUAUGGUUUGCCGGGUAAAUACCCACACAAAUAUAAAACGCCAUUAGAUCUAGAUAUAGAGGCCCAGAUAGCAAUGUUGUUGGAACAAAACGAUGCAAAAUUACCGUCUUUGAAGGUUAUUGAGGGCGUCGAUACACCUAUACCUCAUGGGCACAGUGUGGAAAAUUAUGACAUGGACGGGCACCUGUUGUGGCAGCGUGAGGACGAUGAUUGGGGAGCUCAGGAUGAUUGGGGAGCCCAUGAUGAUAACUAA